UAAGGAAAUAGUUUGGAUUCAAGCAGAAAACCAAAAAGGCUGCACUUCCUCCCACUGAGCCAUUUUAUACUUAGAGACAUGCUUUCAGAAUGCAGCUGGUUUUUGAAGGGCGUACUGCUCGGAAGUAUCAUCUUUGCCUUCAUCACAGUGCUUGGACACUUUAGGAUAGGUCACAGGAACGGGGUAAACCACCACAAGCAUCACCACCUGCAAGCCCCUCACAAAGAUGUCUUGAAAAUGUCCGAGGCUGAACGCCUGGAACUCAGUAACAGCUUACGAGUGUACUGUAUCAUUCUUGUAACACCCAGCCAUGUGAGUCUGUGGGCUGCAGUUAAGGAGACUUGGAUCAAACACUGUGACAAAGCCGAGUUCUUCAGUACUGAACAUGUUUCAGGACUUGAGUCAAUUACUGUGAAUGAGAAUAGCACCUCAUUGAUGAUGAUAAAAGCUUGCACGUAUGCCUUUGAGAAAUACAAAGACCAAUAUAGCUGGUUCUUUCUCACAUAUCCCACUACAUUUGCUGUUAUUGAAAACUUAAAGUAUUUUUUGUUAAGAAAAGAUCCAUCACAACCUUUCUAUCUGGGUCACACUGAACACAUUGGAACUCUUGACUAUGUGACUAUGGAGGGAGGGGUUGUCUUAAGUUUAGAAUCAGUGGAAAGACUCAUCGGCUGUUUCAAGAUCACGCAAAGGUGUCUCUAUAAGGAAACACCGAUUCUGAAGUUUUCUGAAGAUCAGCAGCUUGCAAUCUUCCUGAAAGUGGUGGGAGUGUUUGCAGAAAAUGCUGAAGAUGUGGAAGGAAAAAAUUUAUUUAAUAAAAAUACUAUUGGGAUGCUUAUCAAAGAGGCAAUGGCAGAUUACCCAAAUGAGAUCGUACAAGGAUGCUGUUCUGAUAUGGCCAUUUCUUUCAGUGGACUGACUCCUAAUCAGAUGCAUGUGAUGAUGUACGGGGUAUACCGUCUUAGGGCAUUUGGACAUGGAUUCAGUGAUGCAUUGUACUUUUUACCUCCAAAUGGUUCUGACAAUGAUUGA
Mus caroli (Ryukyu mouse) is the source of this 1032-nucleotide messenger RNA. Its product is annotated as C1GALT1-specific chaperone 1-like. Gene Ontology annotation, molecular function: N-acetylgalactosaminide beta-1,3-galactosyltransferase activity. The record is from RefSeq and is a predicted model, not a curated record. Lineage: Eukaryota; Metazoa; Chordata; Mammalia; Rodentia; Muridae.